AAAGUGGAGGCCUCCUGCGGUGUCAUUCUAUUGGCAGCGGGGACGCGCCUGGGACGCGCUCACUGGGGCUCUAGAGCGCGCAGUAGGAGGAGCGGAGAGCAGUGGGAGAUGUGACCGGGGGACCCGGCGUGUGUCCUCCGCCCUGAGGCAGGCGGCAUCCCUCCGCUGUUCGGGAGGAGGAGGAGGUGGCAGCGAGCAUGGCGGACAAGGGCAGGCUGAGCUUCCCGGGGGCACUGAACAGGCCAGUGCCUAUGAACCUCUUUGCUACCUGGGAAAUAGACGGUUCCAGCCCCAGCUGCAUCCCCAGGCUCUGCAGUCUAACUCUGAAGAAGCUUCUGGUGGUCAGGGAGCUGGACAAGGAGCAUAUUUCAGUGGUCAUUGCAGUGAAGAUGCAGGGAUCCAAACGCAUCCUGCGUUCUCAUGAGAUUGUUCUGCCCCCUGGUGGACAAGUGGAGACAGACCUGGCACUUACAUUUUCAUUGCAGUACCCUCACUUUCUGAAAAGGGAAGGAAAUAAACUACAGAUUAUGCUUCAGAGGCGGAAAAGAUACAAAAACCGAACGAUUCUAGGUUACAAGACUCUAGCUGUCGGCAGCAUUAACAUGGCUGAGGUCAUGCAGCAUCCGACGGAAGGAAGCCAAGUCUUGAGCCUGUUUAGUAACAUGAAGGAGGCAUCGGCCAAAGUAGCAGAGAUAUGGAUAUUUUCACUCUCCAGUCAACCGAUUGACCACGAAGACAGCACCAUGCACACCAGCCAAAAAAUCAAGUCCACAGAUAACUAUUCUGAGGAAGAGUAUGAAAGUUUCUCCUCGGAGCAAGAAGCCAGUGAUGAUGCUGUGCAAGGACAGGAUUUAGAUGACGAUGAAUUCGAUGUUGGGAAACCAAAGAAGCAGCGAAGAACGAUAGUAAGAACGACGUCAAUAACCAGGCAACAGAACUUCAAGCAGAAGGUGGUGGCGUUGUUACGGAGGUUUAAAGUUUCCGACGAGGUGCUCGACUCUGAGCAGGACCCAGGCGAGCAUGUGCCGGAGGUUGAAGAGGACAUGGACUUAUUGUAUGAUACACUUGAUAUUGAGAACCCCAGUGACAGUGGCCCAGAGAUGGAAGAUGAUGACAGUGUCCUUAGCACGCCCAAGCCAAAGCUAAAACCUUACUUCGAGGGCCUGUCCCACUCCAGCUCUCAGACAGAGAUCGGCAGCUUACACAGUGCAAGAAGCCAGAGGGAAUUACCCAGUCCGGUGGAAGUCCCUGAGAGACGGACAUCGGGACCCAAGCCUCAGUCUGAUUGUGUCUCAGAUACAGUGUCGCUGGAGGCUGCUCAGCAAGAAGCCCAGGAUGCAGAGCUGUCCACACUGGAUGUCUUCAUUGAGAGGUUACCACCUAGUGGCAAGAUUACCAAAACGGAAUCCUUAAUAAUCCCUUCAACCAGGUUAGAAGGGAAACAGGCAGGACGCCGGGGCCGAAGUACAUCUCUGAAGGAAAGGCAGCCGGCAAGGCCUCAGAACGAACGGGCCAACAGUCUUGAUAAUGAGCGCUCCCCCGACACAAGGAACCAUCUACAGGUGAUCGCUAGCAAGGAGAUUGCACGUUAUGAGCCUUUUCUUUCCAAGCAAGAGAAUAUUGUAUUAACUAGGCCCCUGAUACCCAGGAAAACAGUCUACGAUCAGUUAAACCACAUCCUGAUUUCAGAUGACCAUCUACCUGAAAAUAUUAUUCUCAUCAACACGUCUGAUUGGCAGGGCCAGCUUCUUUCCGACAUCUUGCAAAAGCACGACCUUCCCUUAGUAGGCACGUGUUCCCCCGCUGACAUCCAGGCAGCCUUCAAUACAAUAGUGUCCAGGAUACAGCGAUAUUGCAACUGCAAUUCUCAGCCCCCAAACCCUGUGAAAGUGGCGGUGGCAGGAGCUCAGAAUUACCUCAGUGCCGUGCUGAGAAUGUUUGUAGAGCAGCUGUCACACAAGACUCCAGACUGGCUGGGCUACCUGAGGUUCCUCAUCAUCCCACUAGGAUCUCACCCGGUUGCCAAGUAUCUGGGAUCAGUAGAUUACAAGUACAACAACCUCUUUCAGGAUCCAGCAUGGAGGGAUCUCUUCUCUAAACUGGAUGCACAAACAACGGUGCAAGACCCUCCAGAUGUGGCGUCCCGCGUCACGCAGUAUAUCUCCGGAGCCAACUGUGCCCACCAGCUGCCCAUUGCAGAGGCCAUGCUCACUUACAAGCAGAAAAGGAAAAAGAGCUUUCAUUUUGAUUUUACCUUAAGCCCUGACGAAGACUCCUCACAGAAGUUCAUACCUUUUGUUGGGGUGGUAAAAGUUGGUAUUGUUGAGCAGUCCUCAGCAACCUCAGGGGAUUCAGACGAUGCUGCGCCGUCAGGUUCCACUGUACUCUCAUCCACUCCGCCCUCCAUUUCUCCCGCUGUGAAAGAAGCAUCUCCCACUCCCCCCUCCUCUCCAUCUGUUACGUCUGGGUUCUCCUCUUCGCCAAGCCAAAGCCCAGGAGGGGAACUCAUGGGGCUCCAACUGGAUUACUGGAUUGCCGCCCCUUUCGCAGAGAAGAAGAAAGACUUGGAGAAGAAGGACUCCACCUCCGCCAAGAACACUUUGAAAUGCACUUUCCGCUCGCUGCAGGUCAGCAGGCUUCCCAGCAACAGUGACGUCCCCUCUGCUCCCACAAUGUCCAUGACCGUUGUCAUGAAGGAAAAAAACAAAAAAGUCAUGUUUUUGCCGAAGAAGACAAAGGAUAAAGAAGUGGAAUCUAAGAGCCAAUGUAUCGAAGGCAUCAGUAGACUCAUUUGCACUGCAAAACACCAACAGAACAUGCUCAGAGUGCUGAUCGAUGGAGUGGAAUGGAACGACGUCAAGUUUUUCCAGUUGGCUGCACAGUGGUCCUCUCACGUCAAGCACUUUCCCAUAUGUAUAUUCGGACACUCUAAAGCCAACUUCUAGCCUUUUUACCAGGCGGAUCCCUCUGACCCGACACUCCUCCCCCUCCCCCCCGCAGGCUGGAUGUACGGAUACCAUACACUAAUGAGUGCCAACUACUCUCUCCGAAUUAAAACCAUCCAGCUACGACUUCCUUUCACUUUAUUAUUAUUUUUUUUUUUUUACUAUUGUUUUUAUUAUUGUGCAGAUUAUUUAAAGCUAUGCUUGAAGUUACCUUUUUAUAUUAAUUUUUAAUUUUACUACCAAGGGAGGUUAAAACUUUAAAAAAAAAAAAGGAACAAAAAUAAAAAAACAAAAAUAAAAAAAGUCUUAAGUACAACUGUUAACACACGACAGUAACUUUGGUACUCUAACGAUUGGGUGAAUAACUGCACUGCUUAAUAACGUGUUACAUGUUGUGGGGUGAAUACCCGUUCUGAUUGGUGUUUUGCUCUAUUGGACGGGCCUGACGUAGGCAGAGAGAACUAAACUGCUACUUACAGUGAAUGGUGUUUGCACUUUGCUCUGACUUUCUUGCCAUCACGUUCUUCUUGGUUUGUCUGUUACAUUGAUCGUCAAGGGACGCAGCCUCGUUUCAUAGAACACUAGCAGCUUGGUAUGGAAGGGUGGGCUUGUAUAGCUAGUGGCUUGGUAAGUUUCCUUGGCUUGGCUUUGUAGAUAGGUUUCUGCCCUACUCACUGAUCUUAAAAUGACCAGCAAAUCCUUAAAUGCUUUAUUUAUAUGGGCCCAUUAGGGGAGGAGUUACAGUAAGAAUCAUGAAUGUCUACGAGACCCAGUGGAUGCUGUCUCUAGUAACGGCUGCCCCUGGAAUAAAAGACUACUUUUAACAGGACUAUUAUUCUGGUAGUUUUUAGAUUUGUAGAGGUUAAUUUGGAGGCGAGAAACUCACCGUUUUCCCCCACCUUCUCUCUGAUUUGCUGCUGCCUCCAUUGAGAUGAUAUAAAGCUAUCCCUGCACCCUCUUGUACAUACUUGGGCUGCAGAACCCAGCAGUGUGUCUGUGGGAGCCCCCGGUAGUGGGGUGGACCAGCUUGGGGAAGAUGCAGUGCUUCUCAGCUUGUGGGUCAGUGCUUCUGUGUAUGAGCUUUAAGGCCACAUUGGCAGGGUUUUGUCUAUUUCUUUCACAAAAUUAUGCAAAAUGGACAAUAUUUUGACUGGUUAUAAAUGUCAGGCUGUGCAUAAUGUCUUGCCCUGGUGGUUCUAUGUUAAUAUGCAAUGCAUUUUUGCAUCCUCUGGUACAGACAGGGUAAAACUCAUGGUCUAGAAACAGGGUAAGGCUCCAUCUGUGAUGAUGUUUACCAAAUGAAAGUCAUGCCUGGAUCCUUCAGCGUGGUUUGUGAUGUCUUGGCCGUGGCGACUCAUUGGUUUUGCUGUCCGUUGCUAGAUAUAGAUUGCAGUGUGCUUCAACUUUCUUUUCAUUUUCCUGACUGUCCAACGACUACCACCAGCACAUAUUUGGGUCACACUUCAGCAUUUGAUGGUGAUCCUUUCCACUGGCACAAUGGGGCAUGCCCAUGUUUAAAGAACAAAUCAGGAACUCUAUAGUGUAAAUCAGGCUGUCAUUGGUAGGCCCUACGCAAACUGGCUUUGGUCUUGUGCAUCACUUGACCUAACUCUUAAUAUAGCACAAUAUUCAGCAAGCGAUGCGCUACCCUAGAGUGCAUUCAUCUCCAGUACUUCAGUGUUUAUCAGGUAGACGGAAGGUUUGCUGUUUCACCAUUGGAUGGGACUUUGUUGUGUUGCAGUGCAAUGCUCAGAGUAACCUUCAGAGGCUAAAGGCAGGUUUGUUGGUUGAGGCUUAGCCGGCAGUUCUGUAUCCGCCGUACAGUACACAAAGGUUGGUCAGCAGGGAAUGAGUCUUUUAUAGUAGUUGACCUAUUAGCUGUGAUGUGGCUGCAGUGCAAGCCUAUCUGACUGUGAAGGGGUUAAAUACUUUGUUGUUCUGAUUUUCCUUUCAUAAAUGCAACACUUUCAUUAAAAAACUACAAACACUAGUUGCCUCUGGCUUUACAUUUUGUUCUCCUGAUUCUGCAGUGCAUUCUGGGAUUCCUCGGGACCGACCUGCUUUUUCCAUCCACUUACCGGCACUGGGGUUUAUAUUUCAAUAUCUGUAAAACUAUAGAGCAGGGAUUGGGCAACUUUCUGCUGCAGUUGUUACCGAGCGAAUACUCGUUUGGGUGUCAGUCUUAGCUGAAGUGUCCCUUGCAGAUUUGUUCACACGGAUGAGUUGGAUGGAAACGUAACACCGUGCUACAACCCAAACCUUUGUGUGACGAGUGUCCAGAUAUCUGAGAGGAUCCACAAGUGCCACAAACUUGGUUCUGACUCUGCAAAAUGCCCAGAACGUCUCUUCCACACACACUUUGUCUGGAUCCCCAUUCAGUGCCACCUGUGCCCAUCAUGCCCAUACAUAAAUGGGCACUUCUGCCCCAGCAUGCACUGCUGCACCUGUCCAUGGUUUCAUUGACUUACAGUCUGAGUUGUUUUUGUUGAAGCCUUCUAACACACUGGCAACCAAAAUGUAAUUCCAACAAGCAAGGCAAUAACUGUAUAAGCUCUGUUCAUAUUCAUCAAGCAAUGUUUAAAUAUUAAAUUGUAAGUUAGAGACCUGGUUAGGCCUAGAAAUCCAUGAGUCCUAACUCCAAUCAUCAUUUCAAGCUUUGCAUUAUGAGUGUGUGUUCCACCCCCCAUUAAACAACCUGAGGACACAUAUUGCCCCACCCCUGAUCAGGGAAGGAUGUAUGUAACCCCUUCACUCUCAGAGGAACCUGCAAUCAUUACACAUGAAUGGACUUUAAGGAAUUAUUUAAAAAGAUAAAUGUAUUGGUUGAAGAUCAUUAUAACACGUAAGGAAUUCUUACUGCUUAGCACAUUGACAUCUUAACAGAAGUGACAUUAUCGCCCUGUAAGCCAUUUGUGGGAGAAUUCUGGCUCCCCCGGGGGCUGGAGGGAUCCCCGACUCUUAUUAUCCCUUAUCCUUUUAGCGGUUUGAGUAGCUCACUCCAUCUUCACAGGUCCCGGCUGUGCUUGUUGGUGCAGUUUAGAGCCACGGGCACAUCAAUAGAGCUGGGGCAUUUCAGUGCUAAUUGUUAGUGAUUCCUUUGCCCAGAGUAGGAUGAAGCCGGAUGCACCUCGUUUAGGUUUUCUGUGAUUGUGCUUUAAUGGAGAAGAGUGUAGAUGAAAAGCGUAGAGCUGUUUUUCAGUGUGGGAAUGGGGUGUUUCUUGAACUAAAAGGGGGCCAUCUUUUUGAGCAAGAAAACUCAAGUCCAACUCUCAGAUAAUGUAAUGUGACCUUAUAGCCGGUCUCACCCUAGCGACUUAGUCACCAUUAAACAUGUUCUGUUUGCGUGCAUAACCUUUCUUUAGUGAAUAAAAAAAGUGGCACUU
Xenopus tropicalis (tropical clawed frog) is the source of this 6328-nucleotide messenger RNA. RefSeq names its product phosphofurin acidic cluster sorting protein 2 (gene pacs2). Bases 198 to 2945 code for a protein of 915 amino acids. The transcript is spliced from 25 exons. The record is from RefSeq and is a predicted model, not a curated record. Lineage: Eukaryota; Metazoa; Chordata; Amphibia; Anura; Pipidae.